Messenger RNA from Camellia sinensis, 789 nucleotides. Lineage: Eukaryota; Viridiplantae; Streptophyta; Magnoliopsida; Ericales; Theaceae. The record is from RefSeq and is a predicted model, not a curated record.
AUGGUUGAUGAAGGGAAGAACAAGUAUGGCGAGACGUCUAACUCCUUGGCUACAUUGAUGGCAUUGAUGCCGAAUGGAUCGAGGAUGAAAGAAACCAACCAGGUAGUGGUGGAUAAGAAAGCUAAAGUGUGUGUGGGUGGUGGUGCAUCUGGUGAGUGCUUUAAAUGCAAUCAACCAGGGCAUUGGGCUAGAGAUUGUCCUGGUUUGAGCAAUGUACCUGCUGGGGCAGGUGUGGGUGGUGGUGCAUCUGGUGAGUGCUUUAAAUGCAAUCAACCAGGGCAUUGGGCUAGAGAUUGUCCUGGUUUGAGCAAUGUACCUGCUGGGGCAGGUGUGGGUGGUGGUGCAUCUGGUGAGUGCUUUAAAUGCAAUCAACCAGGGCAUUGGGCUAGAGAUUGUCCUGGUUUGAGCAAUGUACCUGCUGGGGCAGGUGUGGGUGGUGGUGCAUCUGGUGAGUGCUUUAAAUGCAAUCAACCAGGGCAUUGGGCUAGAGAUUGUCCUGGUUUGAGCAAUGUACCUGCUGGGGCAGGUGUGGGUGGUGGUGCAUCUGGUGAGUGCUUUAAAUGCAAUCAACCAGGGCAUUGGGCUAGAGAUUGUCCUGGUUUGAGCAAUGUACCUGCUGGGGCAGGUGUGGGUGGUGGUGCAUCUGGUGAGUGCUUUAAAUGCAAUCAACCAGGGCAUUGGGCUAGAGAUUGUCCUGGUUUGAGCAAUGUACCUCCAGCCUAUGGAAGUGGCAGUGUCACACCCGGAAGAUAUGGGGGUGUUCCAAAGCAAAGGGUUGGCGGCUUUUGA